This is a messenger RNA of Manis pentadactyla (Chinese pangolin), 876 nucleotides long. It is a transcript of the gene OTUD6A, whose product is annotated as OTU deubiquitinase 6A. The transcript has a single exon. Lineage: Eukaryota; Metazoa; Chordata; Mammalia; Pholidota; Manidae. The record is from RefSeq and is a predicted model, not a curated record. Gene Ontology annotation, biological process: protein K11-linked deubiquitination; protein K29-linked deubiquitination; protein K27-linked deubiquitination. Gene Ontology annotation, molecular function: cysteine-type deubiquitinase activity.
AUGGAAGAUUCUCAGAGUGAGCAUCAGUGGAUGAUACUGCACCACCACAGCGAGAAGAAAGAGCUGCAGGCCAGCAUCCAGGCCAUGAAGAGUCUGGUCCCCAAGAACGACAAGAAGAGAAGAAAGCAGUUGCUCCUAGAUGUGGCCCGCCUAGAAGCUGCGAUGGAGCAGAAGCACCAGCAGGAGCUGGAGAAAUUUGAAGAGAGUUUACCAGAUAACAGCAGCAUCGCUUCUGUCACUGAAGAUCUUAACAAGAUGGAUCUCGAGAACCAGCCUCCCCACGUCUCUAGGGCUCAGAGAAGGUGCAAAAGAAAGGCAGCCCUCGAGAGAGAGCCCGAGGCGAGAAUCACCAAGGCUGAGAUGGAGCAUCUGGCCAGCUUCCACCAUGAGGAGGAAGAGAAGCUUGCUGCCAUCCUGUGGUCCAAGAAUCUGGAGAUCAGGGCUAUCCCGGCCGACCACCACUGCAUGUACCAUGCCAUCUAAGACCAGCUGGUGUUCUCUAUGACCGUGGAGAGCCUGUGGGGCCGCACCGCUGAGUACCUGCGGAAGCACGUCGACGACUUCCUGCCCUUCUUCAGCGAAACUGAGACAGGCAGUGCCUACAGCCGUGACAACUUCAUGAACUAUUGCGACAACAUCGUGUGCAGAGUAUCGUGAGGAGGCCAGCUUGAGCUGAGGGCCCCGUCGCACGUCCUGCAGACCCUCAUUGAAGUGAUCCAGGCCAACUCACCCAUCGUUGUCGUUGGGGAGGAGUACACCAGGAAGCCACUGACCCUCGUCUACAUGCGCUACACCAGCAACCUCGGGGAGCACUACAACUCGGUGAAGCCAAUCAAGGCCAGCGCUGCUGGGGGCCUAACCCCACCUCUCUUCUAG